This is a messenger RNA of Vicugna pacos (alpaca), 1597 nucleotides long. NCBI's taxonomy places the organism in Eukaryota, Metazoa, Chordata, Mammalia, Artiodactyla, Camelidae. The record is from RefSeq and is a predicted model, not a curated record.
GAGUCAGGGGAGGGUCAUGUGAUGAUAAAUAUGGCUUCCUAAGCAGUUGCCUCUGGGGAAGGGACUCGGGAGACAAGCUUAAUAAAUGUGCCUUUGCAGACACACAGGGCUGGGCCAACAGGGGAGUGCCACUUCCAUCACGUUCCUUUUUUUUUUUUUUCUGUAGGAAAGGUAAUUAGGUUUCAUUUUAUCUUAUUAUUAUUUUUAAUGGAGGUACUGGGGAUUGAACCCGCACCUCAUGCUUGCGCACUUUACCGCCGGGAUAUGCCCUCCUCUACAAAUCACGUUGUUAAAGGCAGCUAACAUUCAUACACAAAAGGGUACUGACCCCACAGGGGUCAGAGAUAACCACCUAAUUAUCCCUGGUGAGACUCUGCCCUCAGCAGUGCCAUACUCUGAGCAGGAGCCUUUGCCAGGCGGGGACCCUCCUCCUACAGAAUCCGUGUGAACGCAACUUCUAGGGGCCAAGGUGGAUCUAGUCCCAGGAAAGUGGGAUGCUGAGGGCUCUCAGGUGAGUAUGACUCAGGUCCUGCUCCAGAGCUGGCCCUAGAGCACAGAUCAGAGCCUCACACCCCUCACGACCUGAGGGCCUCUUCCUCCUCCCAGGCAUGGUACCCUCUUGACCUUUGCUCCUUUGCAGUUUGUAUCACUUUGGGCCCCAGCAGCUGCAGAAAGAAAGGCUGGGGCACUGCUCGGGAGUGCCACUCACUGGCGGCAAGAAGCCAGGAGACUGGCAUUUCCAGCACCAGACAAAGAAAGGCCUGUUGAUCUUUGACCCCCACCUUCCAGGAGCCUUGGCCCUCCCUCCAUCCCUCCCACCUUUCUUCCCUGCUGGCCUUUCCCUCUGUUCUCGGUCUCCUCAUUCCCUGGCACCCUUGCUCUGACUGCCAGUUUCUCCCAGCUCCUUGCCCAGACCAAUCCUUCCAUGCUGUCUUCAAGCCCUGCUUCCUGCACGUCUCCCAACCCGGACAAGGAGAAUCCAAGUAAAAAUGUCCAGUGGGCUUCCUGGAGGAGAAGGAUAUCAUCCUCAGACUCAGAGUCAAAGUCCCACUCCGACCCCGCCAAAGCCUCCAGGUCCCGAAGAUCCAGCCGACUGACGGUGAAGUAUGACCGGGGGCAGCUCCAGCGCUGGCUGGAGAUGGAGCAGUGGGUAGACGCCCAGGUUCAGGAGCUCUUCCAGGAUCACCCAACUCCUUCUGAGACUUCUGAGCCUGAGAUUGACCUGGAGGCUCUCAUGGAACUAUCCACAGAGGAGCAGAAGACUCAGCUGGAGCCUUUUAUCUCUGAGCUGCUCAGUCAACUCAAGAAACUUCGGAGACUCAGUCGGCCUCAGAAAUAAGCCACCUUCAUCAGCCUCAGUACUGCCAGGUUGGCCCUGAACCUCUGGAUCCUGGGCUGAGAGGAAAACAGCUCCUUGGGACACUGACAAGGAAUAUGGAGAAUGAAGAGGGACAUUUGGACACCCCUGUGUAUGUGCAGUCACAGCUAGUUCCUGUCGGCUGGGCUUUCUGGAAGCCAGUCAUGGCUGUUGCCCAGUGCUUUCCUUGGCAGCCAAGUAGAUAAAACCUUCAGGAGCCCCAGCUGAAUGGAGUGUGGA